AGACAAGGAGCCUUUCUUCCCUUGACAAGCUCCGGCUGCCUGCAACAAAAUAUCCGGAGUGGGGAUUCAUUGGUUGUAUCAGUCUCCCAUGAAAUCUUCCAGCACGAGGAAUACCUCGAGGUGAGAAUAACUCCAUCCUGAAGAUUUGGCCUCAGGCAAACAGUAGAAGGAGAAGCCCAACCCAAACUAUUCCAUGGCGUGCGGCCCCGGAACCCAGAGCAGAGCGUUUGUAAAUACCUGGAGGAUUUGGCUCCACUGGCAGCACUUUUCCCAACCCAGCCAAGCUAAAGGAGAGGGGAGGCUCCAAAAGAGACCGGUUUUCCCUGAGUUUUCCUAGAGAAAAGGGCUCUGGGAAGGCAGGAGGGCUGGAGGCACCGGGCACACCCCUGCCUGUCCCAGCGGAUCUGCUCCUUCCUCGGCACAGGGCGGGACCUCUCGCCUGCCUGAGCAAUUCUUUUCAAACUCUGGCUCCUGCAUUUCUGCAGAGAAAUUCACCACCUGGUUCAGCUCGUCCAUUAUUCCUUCCAGCUCCUCUUUGCCGCGUCGGGGCGGGCAUUGAGGAGGUGGAAUUUAUCCCGGAACGUGUCCCAUUGUUUUCUUCCCUGGCCAUUGACUCGGCCAACAUCUGCUCCCGUUAACCCUCGCUGGCCCCACAUCUCCGGUGAUCCUUUAUGACUCCAGAGCACUUGGCAUUGUGUCGGCAACAGCCGAGGUGUCCCGAGAGAAGAAAACCCUCCUUUUGCUGGGGUGGAAUGGGAUUUGUGCGCUGAAAUCCAUCCUGGAUAGCUCAGCAAUAAGCAACAAUCACGGGAGGUAAAUCAAAGUGUUUUCUCCCUAAAAAAAACAUUUUCCACACACUCUCGUCGUGAAACCUGGUGGCUUCAGCUCCCCUUCCCUGCCAGGCUCUUGGGAAUCACCUCAAACACUGCAAGAUUAAUCGGUUUUAUCUGUUCUGCUGUGGGUUUUUUUUCUACUUUUGGGCAUGAAUUGCUUUUCACCCACUGCUCUGCCACAGGGGCUUCAUUGCAAGCAGCGUGGAUACCUAUGGAUCCCAUAUGGCUCCUCUGGGAAAGAGCUCCAUGAUAAAUACUGGAAAUAGGCACGGAGCAGAUGGGAGGGAAGGGGCACCAGUUCUAACAGCAAAAUCCUCACUGCCUUCGCACGGUAACAAGUCCUGGGAUGUGGGAAGGAAUAUAUUAGGAAGGACAAGAGGUGUUUUGAGAGAUGCAGCUGCACUUUGCAUGCGGUUCUGGUCCCCUUCCCACUGUGGAGAGAAGAAGAGAGGAUUUGACGUUUCAUUUACAAGGCAUUUCGGGCUCUGCGGCUCCUGAAGAGCCGGGAGGGAAGUGCCACAGGGAGGGAAACGUGACAGCGCAGACAAAAGGAGCCUGAGCGGCGGCUCCGCUCGCAUACAAAUGCAGCCAGGUAGGAACACCUCCAGGAACACCUCCAGGAGCUGCCCCGGGCCGGGCAGCCCCCUCGGCCGGCGGAAUGGGCUCUCACAAGGCCUGUGACCCAGGGGCCAGGUCGGGGCCAGGCUCUCUCCCGGCGGAAUUCCGCUCCGGCCGCACCGGCACGGGGCAGGGAGCGGCUCUGCGCUCCCCGGGAGCGGAGCGGGGCUCCCAGCCCCCUGAAAGGCUGGGAGAACAAAAGCGAAGCGAUCUGGGCUCUUAAAGAAGCUUUCAGCCCCAGCUUCUGCAGGACGGAAGGCAUCCAAGGGAAGCAGAGAGGCAGCUCCUUCCAGCGAGCCGCGGCAAGGCAGGGGCGGCACCGGCGGGGUCCGGGGCACGCCAGAGACCCCGAGCUGGGCUGGAGAGCAGGAUGGGGAAUUUCAGAGCUAACACACACGCAGACAUCGGGAAUAAGGGCAGAAGGGCGGCCGCAGUGCCUCGGCCAAACCCUCACCCUGCCCAUCUUCCCUACAGGAACCGUUCUGUGGGAAGGUGAGGGAGCACCGAGGGAUCACCUCUCGUGUUCCCGCUGCUCUUUUCCCAGGAAUCUGCAGCUCAGGGGCUUCCCCAGAUGGCGACAGCCCUGCUUUCCACAGCUUGUCCCCUUCUCCCACGGAACCCACUCCCAAGCCCACACAGUCCCUCGAUGCUCCGCGGCUCCGAGGAGCUGAACCCCGGCAGCGCCUCCGUGCCUGGUUCCCUGCUCUUAUCACAUCGUGGGAUGCCCGCUAAUGCUCACAGCGCAGCAUCCCGGCCUCCAGCAGCGUCUCAGCACGUUCCUGGCUCCAGAACCUGCUCUGCAGUCCCUCUGGCACAUCCCUGGCUCCAGAAUCCUCUCUCCAGUCCCUCUGGCACAUCCCUGGCUCCAAAACCUGCUCUGCAGUCCCUCUGGCACAUCCCUGGCUCCAGAACCUGCUCUGCAGUCCCCCUGGCACAUCCCUGGCUCCAGAAUCCUCUCUCCAGUCCCUCUGGCACAUCCCUGGCUCUAAAACCUGCUCCCCAGUCCCUCUGUCACAUCCCUGGCUCCAAAACCUGCUCUGCAGUCCCCCUGGCACAUCCCUGGCUCCAGAAUCCUCUCUCCAGUCCCUCUGGCACAUCCCUGGCUCUAAAACCUGCUCUGCAGUCCCUCUGGCACAUCCCUGGCUCUAAAACCUGCUCCCCAGUCCCUCUGGCACAUCCCUGGCUCCAAAACCUGCUCUGCAGUCCCCCUGGCACAUCCCUGGCUCCAGAAUCCUCUCCCCAGUCCCCCUGGCACAUCCCUGGCUCUAAAACCUGCUCCCCAGUCCCCCUGGCACAUCCCUGGCUCCAAAACCUGCUCUGCAGUCCCCCUGGCACAUCCCUGGCUCUAAAACCUGCUCCCCAGUCCCCCUGGCACAUCCCUGGCUCUAAAACCUGCUCCCCAGUCCCCCUGGCACAUCCCUGGCUCCAAAACCUGCUCUGCAGUCCCUCUGGCACAUCCCUGGCUCCAGAAUCCUCUCUCCAUUCCCCCUGGCACAUCCCUGGCUCCAGAACCUGCUCUCCAGCUCCAGCAUAACUCUCAGCAGGGCAAUCCCUGCUUCCAUGAUGAAACUCAUGAUGAAACGUUACAAAACCUUUGCUGGAGCAAAUGGACGGGUGGAUUAAGUGCCAAAAAACUCAA
Molecule: messenger RNA, 3090 nt
Organism: Vidua chalybeata
Lineage: Eukaryota; Metazoa; Chordata; Aves; Passeriformes; Viduidae
Product: MAGE-like protein 2
Exons: 3
Coding region: 2023-2985 (320 amino acids)
Source: RefSeq, a predicted model, not a curated record